Hydractinia symbiolongicarpus is the source of this 1378-nucleotide messenger RNA. Its product is annotated as zinc finger protein 626-like. NCBI's taxonomy places the organism in Eukaryota, Metazoa, Cnidaria, Hydrozoa, Anthoathecata, Hydractiniidae. The record is from RefSeq and is a predicted model, not a curated record. The transcript has a single exon. Gene Ontology annotation, molecular function: DNA-binding transcription factor activity; RNA polymerase II cis-regulatory region sequence-specific DNA binding. Bases 16 to 1245 code for a protein of 409 amino acids. Gene Ontology annotation, biological process: regulation of transcription by RNA polymerase II.
AUAAACUGCUCGCGUAUGGGUUGUGAAACACCCUUAACAAAACUUCUAGAAACAUUUUCCCCGUCAGCUAUAAAGUACAUGGAAAAACAAGAAAACAAUUGUGAAAAUAGCAACAUAAUCAAUGUUGUUGAAUCGAUUUCUUCUUUAACUGCUACAAGAAGUUUGGAUAACCCAAUGCUGAAUAAUCUUGAACAGCAAUCUAAGAUAGGCAACUAUUACCCAGGGAGUAUGCUUGCUGGUGCGCCUCACACAACAGACAGCUUGCCACAACUUGAAUCAUACUUGAAUACAUAUCACGAAAUGGACAGACAUGGUGAGCAAAAUGCGUAUCAAGACGAAUUGAUAAGUAGUUCAGAGCAAGAUGCCUGGGAACCAUCAAUGCUUUCAGAUAACAUCUUACCUCCCGUUAUGUUGUCGAGUUACGACGAAAUGGCGCUACUGCAGCAACAAUUAAUGGCUACAAAUGGUGGUAUGCAGCAAUAUGUAUUGCCAAUAUUCUUUCAACCAUUUAUGAUGAACGAAAGUGUAAACAAAUCGAGGGAAAUCUUCGAAAAGCAGAUUUUGAACAAAGAAAAGACGGACGACGAUGCAGGGAACGAAGCAGUUGAUCAACGUGUGCCCAAUCCGUACCAAAAUAACUGGCUGUCAAUGGCAAGUACUGAUGAGGAACUGAUGAGAAAAUGUAAACUUACACUGGGCGUCAACAUAAACGGCGAGAGAAAAACAGACGCAAGUGUUGACAACAUGAAAUAUCUUGAGGAGGCUGCUGCUAAACUGUUGCAAACUGACGGAAUUCCAAAAUGUGCAAAACCAACUAAUUUUGGAAAACACGAGUGUAAUAUUUGCCACCGAAGGUUUCAACGGCAAUAUACAUUAAAAACGCAUCGAAGAAUACAUUCUGGACAUAGACCGUUUAAAUGCGAAUUUUGUGACAUGGCGUUCAAACAGUCAGGAACUAAGCUCAACCAUGUUCGUGCUAUUCAUACAAAACAGAGACCUUUUAAAUGUGUUUACUGUGGGAAAUCAUUCUCGCACAAAUCUUCUAUCACUGUGCAUACACGUAUCCACACAAACGAAAAGCCGUACCAAUGCGAGCACUGUGGAAGGCGUUUUACCGAUCGUGCCACCUAUACGAAACACCAAGUCAUUCAUUCCGGCGAAAAACCGUUUACUUGUCCCGCUUGCAACAAAACUUUUUCUCAAAAGUCUAAUUUAAAGCGGCAUUUUAUUAAUGUACAUCAGUAAAAAACAAUUUCUGCGACAAGACUGGAUUUUCGAAACUUGUCAAUAUCCAUCUCAUACCUAAUUGUUUUAUUUUUCGAAGUUAGUUUCUUUUUGUUUUUUUAUAUAGUUGCAAAAAUUUGAGAGAAAAUUGUAC